AAUGCGGGGCGACCCGGCCGCAGUAUCGAGCAUUUCGGAAGCCCAGUUAGGUCUCGUCUCUUUGUUAAUUACCCAAACUGCAUCUCGCAGUAUGCUUCUGGCCACGGGGACAGACCGCGCGUUAAGGAAAUGGCCCAAUAAUUAGGACUCGGGGUAGAAUGUGUCUUAUUUUCUUGGAGCAUGCGGGGCAAAGGAGACAGUAGGGUUUCGCUGGGGGCGCCGCUACGGUUCCUAUGGCAACGCGGCUCCUCGACGCAGCCCAGGAGUCGCCGUCGCGGGAGGCUGCGCCGCGCACCGAGCUCUUCCCUGUGGCCGCCGCGGCCGCCAGCCUCUUCCUGCUCAUGCUUUUCCUCAUCUUCAUCUCGGUCUGAGUGGGCUCUGGGCCUCUCCACCAGCCUCUGCCCCAGAACUGUUAACUGCGGGGGGGAAAAAAGGAAUUUGUCGUCGCAACGCGCGUUCCGAUGGAGCCGCACGCCACAAAGGAAGACUCAUGCUGCACCCCGCGGGGCAGAUGCGGCGACACUGGACAUCGCUGCACAGCUGGGUCUGCCAGUUUCCAGAGCUGCUUAGCGCCGACGCCCAUAAAUGAGGAGGAAGACUCCCUGUGUAUUAAAAGGGGGAUCCGCAGGGUUUAAUUUGAUAAGGAUUAUAGCCUUCAUAAAGGCAGUUUUAACAAAAAGAUGUAGGUGGCAUGGUAAUCGAGUAUUCUUUACGCAUCUCUCCGCACACGCACUCAUACCUGGAAACGUUUUGGCAGGCACAAUGAUUUUUUUGUGUAUAAAGAAUGUGUGUAACUCCUGGAUGAUGGGGUUCAGCAGGACAGAUUAGUGGCAUUAGAUAAUUUACAACGAGGAUUAUGUUUGUGCUGAAAAUAAAAGCUAUAUUGUUUAUUUA
Molecule: messenger RNA, 894 nt
Organism: Gorilla gorilla gorilla (western lowland gorilla)
Lineage: Eukaryota; Metazoa; Chordata; Mammalia; Primates; Hominidae
Exons: 2
Coding region: 181-570 (129 amino acids)
Source: RefSeq, a predicted model, not a curated record